Molecule: messenger RNA, 1059 nt
Organism: Lodderomyces pseudojiufengensis
Lineage: Eukaryota; Fungi; Ascomycota; Pichiomycetes; Serinales; Debaryomycetaceae
Gene: ADH1
Product: Adh1p
Exons: 2
Coding region: 1-1059 (352 amino acids)
Molecular function (GO): oxidoreductase activity; zinc ion binding
Source: RefSeq, a predicted model, not a curated record
AUGUCAGACGAUACAUCAACCACAAUUCCAAAAACUCAAAAAGCCGUAUACUUUGAAAAACCCAACGCUCCAUUAGAAUACAAGGAUGUACCAGUUCCUGAGCCUAAACCAACUGAAUUAUUAGUCAAUGUCUUAUAUACCGGGGUUUGCGCAACAGAUACUCACGUUUGGUCAGGUUCUUUUGGUGAAGUAAAAGCUCAUAUUGGUGGACACGAAGGUGCUGGGAAAGUCGUUAAAGUUGGAUCUAAUGUCAAAGGAUGGAAAGUUGGUGACUAUGCGGGUAUCAAAUGGCUUAAUGGAUCUUGCAUGAAUUGUGAGUAUUGUGAACAAGGUGCUGAACCAAAUUGUCAAGAGGCUGACUUAUCAGGUUUCACACACAACGGUUCUUUCCAACAAUAUGCUACUUGUGAUGCAGUACAAGCUGCAAAAAUUCCUAAAGAUGUAGAUUUAGCUAAAGUUGCACCUAUAUUAUGUGCUGGAGUCACUGUUUAUAAAGCUUUAAAAACUGCUGAUUUACUUGCUGGUCAAUGGGUUUGUAUUUCUGGAGCUGCUGGUGGACUAGGAUCAUUAGCAAUUCAAUAUGCUACUGCUAUGGGUUAUAGAGUUAUUGCAAUUGAUGGAGGAGCCGAUAAGGGAGAAUAUGUCAAAAAAUUGGGAGCUGAAGUUUACAUUGAUUUUACAACUGAAAAAGACAUAGUUGAAGCAGUUAAGAAAGCUACAAAUGGGGGUCCUCAUGGUGUUUUGAAUGUUUCUGUAUCGGAAGCAGCUAUCAAUCAAUCAGUUGAAUACAUCAGACCAUUAGGUAAGGUUGUAUUGGUAGGAUUACCAGCUAACGCAAAAGUUAUAGCUCCAGUUUUUAGUUCGGUUCUUAAAUCUAUUCAAAUAAGAGGUUCAUACGUCGGUAAUAGAAAAGACACCCAAGAAGCCUUAGAUUUUUUCCUCAGAGGUAAAGUAGAAUGCCCGAUCAAAAUUGCUGGUUUGAGCGAAGUAUCCAAAGUUUUUGAUUUAAUGCAUGCUGGUAAAAUCAUGGGAAGAUAUGUUCUUGAUACUAGUAAAUAA